Molecule: messenger RNA, 2055 nt
Organism: Macroventuria anomochaeta
Lineage: Eukaryota; Fungi; Ascomycota; Dothideomycetes; Pleosporales; Didymellaceae
Exons: 6
Coding region: 1-2055 (684 amino acids)
Biological process (GO): DNA-templated transcription; regulation of DNA-templated transcription
Cellular component (GO): nucleus
Molecular function (GO): transcription cis-regulatory region binding; zinc ion binding; DNA-binding transcription factor activity, RNA polymerase II-specific
Source: RefSeq, a predicted model, not a curated record
AUGACAACCCCCCGGCGGAAAGCAUGCGUCGAAUGUCGCCAACAAAAGAUUCGAUGUGAUGUUGAACAACACAAAGUACCACACGACCCAUGUGGUCGCUGCAAGAAGAUGGGCCUUGAGUGCAGAAUUUUGCCCACAUCAACCAGGAAUCUCCGACAAACCAAGGCUGAAAUGCGGAGAGAGCUGGAAGAGCUGCGAUGGAACAUGAGACAUAACCAAGCACCAGGCUCUGUGACAGAUUCUAACUACCCUCAUUCGACUGCGUCGCCAAACGUUGACAUGGGCAACAUGAGCCCGCGCGAUCACUCAGGAACGUAUUCAGAUCCCUCUGGCCGGACCGAUGGAUCGCAUUCAGUGUCUCCAGGCUUCGAAUCGAGGCCACCGACAAGAAAUGGCUCCGGAUCCAAUGGGACGAUUCCACGUAUGCUGGAGGGUUACAUUCUUGAUCCCAAACGGAUCGACGACUGCUUCAUGCUAUUCUUUACGCAGUAUCACCCUCUCUUUCCCAUUCUUGAUGCGUCGUUAGGACCAAACGACUACUACGACUUAUCACCAUUCCUGUUCUGGACCAUUAUCGUAAUAGGAUCGAGAAGAUAUGCCGAUGACCUAAACGUUCUCGACAAGUCGAGUCAACUCAUCACGCCUCUGGCUUUCUCGUCAAUGGCACUGCGAUCAUCCCAAAUGCCGGUGAUCCAAGGCCUUCUUCUUCUUUGCACAUGGCGAUUACCAACAAACUCCAUGUACAAGGACAUGACUCACCUGAUGUGUGGAUCCGCAGUCCAUCUGGCUACCCAGAUUGGUCUCCACAUCUCGGGUGUAGGACAAGACUUUGCCAGAAUGCCGGUGAAGAAAGACCAGGAGCAGAAGGUGUUACGGGCAAGGUUGUGGCUGUGCUGCGUCAUUGUGUCCAUCAGGACGAGUUGCGCUGAAGGUAUCCCGCCCCUCGCAGAGUCAUUUUUCGACUGUGACGAACGAGACCGAGAGGAUAUGAUUCCUUAUCUGCCAGCCGAUCUUCAGUUCCUCCACAAGGUCUACAUCAUCCUGUUGCGCGCAAUCGUCGCAAUGGGGAAGACUAAUCUGCAAUCGAUCAAAUGCGACGUUCGCGUGCUACGAUCGCUCAUCAGCAUCUUCGACUCUCAGCUUCUGAGCCUGGCACCGUCCGCUCCCAGUGACCUAGAUACCCUUCAACUCAACUGUGCUCGUAUUCACGUGAUGGCUUUCCAUUUCUUCGCUCAUCCCAUGAACCCCGAUGCGGAUGGCUUGUCUCGAUUUUACUCGCUCUGCGUCUCCACAAUCAACACCGCAACCACGAUGGCUCAGACAGUCCACUUUGCAUCUGUUUCACAAUCGUUUGUUGAUAGGACGAUCUGUCUCGCUGGUUUCUCGAUUCUCAGGCUUGUCCGAAGCCCCCUCGCUCAGCACCUGGACCUUGCAUCCGGAGAGCAAGCGUUCUUCCAGGCAGUACAAUUCCUCAAGAACGUUUCUUUGCAGCCAGGAGAUAUCGGAAUGCGCACAGCUCUGAUCAUGCACGAUCUCUGGAACAGCAGCAAAGUCUUCCGCAGAAAGGAUGGACGCAUCGAGUCGCUUGGUUUGAGGUUACGAACCAGGCUAAGCAUGAGUGUCAGCUACGACAUGUUCUGGUAUUGGAGGGAAGAGUUUGGUAACAUGCAGAACCCAUACAACGGAGAUGAGGCUAUCAAUGCGUCGAAUGAAGCGACGCAGCCUAGCACACCUCCAUACAUCCGGAGCCAGGACCAGAAAAUCCCGGUAUCGAACACAACAGCGACAAUACCUACAACGCAACAACCUCUGACAAAAUUUGAUCCAAGCUUGAUCAAUCCUCAACUGCAGGUCGAUCCUUCGGCAGGAAUGAGCUUCGAUACCUGGGAUGGAUCCGACUACAAUGUACCACCAAUGUUGGAUCAGUUUCCGGAUUACGACUGGGCUGCUGGAUUCGAGUUCUCAAACAGCGAUGUCCUAAAUGCUCCUCUAGGCCCAACAGGUGGACCAAUGAUGCCACAAAAUGUUGGCAACAUUGGGUAUACAUUUGGCUGA